AUGACAUGUACUAGCUGGCUUUGUUCUCUUCGAACACCAGGUAGAUCAGGGAGAGAACUUGAUGAGGAAGAAAGCUUGUGCAGGAAGCCAAACGUAAAUGAAGAAUAUCUCCAAACCUUUAGAACUAACUCUUAUAUCGAAAUAUGCAACAAAGCACAAGGGCAAUUUGGGAACACAACAAGACUCUCUUCAUCUCCUUCUCCUAUAUGCAUGAAUCUCACCGACUCUUUGCUCGAACCUCGACAAGAAAUCAUAACAAACAUCACACGUAACUUUAAGGUUCAUCAGCUUAUAGUUGACUAUUUUGAAGCUAGCUUAGACGCAUGUCUUUGUUGUGACACAAUCCUUGAAGGAAUCCACACAACAAGACUUGCUUAUACAAGACUCACACGAUUUGUCAAUGAUUUCAAUGAUGGCAACAAUGAAAAAACAAACACUACAAGAAAAUAUCAGAAAAAACUUGCUUUAGUUUCAUCAAAAUUACAAAACAAUCCUUUGCCUGUUAUUACUACAAUGCAGCUUCAUGACCUUCAUGAUAAGUACAUUGAACUUCUUCGGAAACUAACAUCAAAGAGAAAGAAAAUCAAAAGAAGAUUAACAUUGAUUGGUGCUUGCAAGAAAGUUGGAGGAAUUGCCCUUGCUACUUCACAUGGUGUUAUUCUUAUUGCUUUGUUAAUUGUUUCUUUGCAUAGCGUUGUUGGAUUAGUGGCUGCACCAGGUAUUGUAGGGGGUUUAGUUGGUUUGUUUAUGAAGAGAAUCAAAAUUAGGAUUAGAAGAAGUUCAAAUUGUGAAAGACUUUGUCAACAACUAGAUGCUGCAGCGAAAGGGGUAUAUAUAAUGAUUAAUGAUUUGGAUACUAUGAGUAGGAUGGUGAAUAGGCUGAAUGAUGAGGUGGAACAUAGGAAAAUGGUUGCUGAUGUUUGUGUGAAGAAUGUUGGAAGUAAAUGUGAAAUACUGAAGCAGGUUAUGAAUGAGUUCAGUGAUCAUGAGAGUAGGUUUUUGGAGCAAUUGGAAGAACUUGAAGAACAUGUUUACUUGUGCUUUCUCAUGGUAAACAAAUCCAGAAGACUUGUUAUGCAACAAAUUAUAUAG
Molecule: messenger RNA, 1092 nt
Organism: Lathyrus sativus (Indian pea)
Lineage: Eukaryota; Viridiplantae; Streptophyta; Magnoliopsida; Fabales; Fabaceae
Source: the annotation of a GenBank genome assembly